GGACGGACGCUUGAGGGAGCGUCCCAGGUUGGUGCAACACCCAAAUGCGUCCCCCUCUCUAAGAAGCGGCCCUCGCGGAGGGAGAAGUCAUGAGCCGAUACUGGAAAUUGCCAAAUCUGUUGCUUCAGCACCAGAGGAUCCACACUGCUGUACAACUACUGAAAAGCAAGACUGGAGCAGAGCAUCGUUGGCUGGAGCGGCAUUUCAGUGACCCUUAUGUGAAGAAGGCCAAGAAGGAGCACUAUCGAUGCCGGAGUGUCUACAAACUGCUGGAAGUAGAUGACAAAUACCGCAUCCUUUGCCCUGGGCUACGUGUGAUAGACUGUGGCACGGCCCCUGGUGCUUGGGCUCAGGUUGCAGUCCAGAGAGUCAAUGCUACGGGUUCUGAUCCAGAUGCCCCAAUCGGCUUUGUUCUUGGAGUUGACCUCCUUCAUGUUUUUCCUCUGGAAGGAGCAGUCCUCUUACCUCACGCUGACAUCACAGAUCCAAUGACCCAAAAGAAAAUCCAGGAAGUGCUCCCUAAAGGGAUGGUGGAUGUUAUCCUGAGUGACAUGGCACCCAAUGCUACUGGUAUCCGGCAACUAGAUCAUCAUAAGUUGAUCCAUCUCUGCUUGUCUCUUUUGGAUCUGGCUCAGCACAUUUUGGAACCUGGAGGAACCAUGCUCUGUAAGUACUGGGAUGGAGGGGAGAGCCAUCUCCUGCAAAAGAGACUGAUGCAAGACUUCCAGGAGGUGAAGACCCUAAAACUCCAAGCCAGUAGGAAGGAAUCUGCCGAGAGAUAUUAUCUGGCGAAAUCAUACAAACGAGCAGCCCGCACGGCAUCAGAAACAUGAGUCACUGUGUGCGUGCUUUGUGUGGUACAUUUGAUGAAAGCUGCAGAGUUGGUUUUAGUUGGCAGAGGGCUUUAAGUCCAGAGUUUUUGUGAAACAAUGAGUAUCUUUGGAGGGAUGUGGACCUCAUUUGCCAGCUAUUGCAACAGAUCUUCUUCCCUUUGAAAUAACCAGGAAAUAUGAUUGAAGGGUGGUAUAAAACCAAGGUUUCAGGCAAGAGUGCUUUCCAGCCCUACCUGAAGACACCUGAGACCUUCUGCAUUCAAAGCAACUGUUCUGCCUCUGGACUGUGCCCCUUCCCCGCUUACUCAUUUAAAUUUAGAACAUGGAGACAUAUCAGUUGACAGAUGUUUCUUCUGAAAUAACUUUUUUUCUUAACUGCUUUAUGUACAAAGUGUAACGCUUAUCGAUGCAAUGAUGCCUGCACUGUACAGUUAUGCAACUUUUAACAAUUUUUUUUUUUUAAAAAAAACUUCCAUGCCGAGAUAGAACUUGUGUCAUGUCCAGCCCAUCAGCUGCUUGUUCUCAUCCUGCUUCCCUUUCCUUCAGAUGGGGAUGUUCAGAGGACACAUUGAGGAACUUAUUUGGGGAGGAGCACUAGAGGUUUGGCAAACGCAUGUUGAAAUGUGGUGGUUCACAGAUCUUUUAAGAGGAAAAAGAAUUGUAAUCCUGCCUCCCAACAAGUCUGACUGGGAGGCUGCUGGGGCAGAGAGGGCCCUAAUUUGCAGCCUCUACCCCAAGAGGGGGAAACUUUUUCAGGCUUGUGACCAAUGCUCCUUCUUUCCACACAAUUGUCUUUCAUCUUCUGGUUUGGAGGAGAGGGGAGAAGGCUGGCCAUCAAGGUUGGAGUUGGUCCAAUGGUUGCUAGUUGCUACAGAUGAUGGGAAAGCAGCAAUACUGUGCUGGCAUUGCAUGGGGUGACCACUAAUCAAUUUUGGUUGCUUGGAUAUGGGUAGUGAGAAGAAAGUGAUCUGCCAAAACCCUGUGUGUUCUUGUCCUGACAUGAGCGCAGGAAAACAACAAUUUUGCUCCGCUGGUACUAAGUCAUGGAGGGACUUCUUCCUGUCAUGAAGCUCCAGUUAAAAGGACCAGGUAGAGGGCGAGAGGAUAGACCAGCAACAUCUGUCCCUCUGUUGAAUGUUCAGAAUGUCUUGCCUGUGAUAACCUUUAUUAAAAUUUAUGGAUUUCUUCAG
This is a messenger RNA of Lacerta agilis (Sand lizard), 2023 nucleotides long. RefSeq names its product mitochondrial rRNA methyltransferase 2 (gene MRM2). The record is from RefSeq and is a predicted model, not a curated record. Gene Ontology annotation, cellular component: mitochondrion. Lineage: Eukaryota; Metazoa; Chordata; Lepidosauria; Squamata; Lacertidae. The transcript is spliced from 3 exons. Gene Ontology annotation, biological process: RNA methylation. Gene Ontology annotation, molecular function: rRNA (uridine-2'-O-ribose)-methyltransferase activity. Bases 90 to 833 code for a protein of 247 amino acids.